AUGCAGGUUUUCUUCUCUCUCUGUUUGUAAAUUGUCGACUUUUUCAGAUUUUGACGGUGGUAUUUUUGAUUAUCGUGUUUGGAUGCGGUACAAUCGCCGAUAAAGAGUUAGUUUUAUUAGUUUUUUAUUUUCUCUUUGUGCUACAUUAAAGCAAAAAAAAAGCUGAAGUGUUUCUACCUUCUACUCUCUCAGUAGUCGAGAAUUUCUCAAUGAGUUCAAAUUGACUUUGAAUCAACUAUGUUUUCCAUAGAGCCCGUAGCUUUGCCGAACAUGCUCUUUAUUACUCAGUGAGGGGCCAGAGGAUCGCCGUUCCAUUAAACGAAAAACGAAACGCCGAAGUUGUCCAAGGUUUUUCUAGUCAUCAAAACGCAUCAACGCGGACUUUUUCAGUUAUGAAAAAGCUCUCGGAAGGAACAACCGAAAAUCCCGAGACUUCUACGACAACAACAACGACUACUACAACAACUACGACAACGACGACAACGACGACAACUUCCAAGAAAAUUAGUGCUGUGAGCAUGACGGAGAAACCUAGUACGACAAAUACGAAUAUUACAAAAGCCAUUAUUGUUUCAGAAGGCGUGUUGGAAGCUUUAAUCGACGAUAUGGAGAAAAUGAAAAAGGUUGGAUCUGGUGGACAGAAUGCAGGAAGAAGAAAACGAUCCACUCUUAAUGAAUUUUUCUACAUCGGUGCUAGAAGAGAUUACAACGUGGGUUUUUUCUUCCAAGCAGAGUCAUAGAAUCUUGAGAAUGUUGGAGUUGUUCCUACAGGGGUAAGGAAAGACAGCCCCUAAGGUGGGAAAAAUAGCGCUCAUUAGUUGGUAUAUACAUAUAAGCGUUUAGAGUCUGAAUUCUAAAAGCCUCAAACUCAAUUCGUAGGGACCACUCUGGCGUUCCUUAUAUUCAAAGGACUUCACGUUAUUUUUUUGUCAAAAAAAAGAACAGUAUGCCGAAUUUCGCUCUAAGACCCAUUUUUCAAACCUUCAUAAGCCAAAACUUUUCCUACAGACCUCCAUGGCAAUUUUUGGGUUCUAUUCAAGAUCAGAGCAAAAAAACGAAUCCAUUCUAGCUAUUUCAAAUAAAGUACAUUCAGAACGAAGGAAUAUGGUACGAUUACAUCACCGGCACCGUUUUGACUUAUUUCAAUUGGGAAAACGGGACUCCAAAAGCCAAUGAGGGGCUUUGUGUUGUGGUUGGUGACUUUUUGGAGGUUUUUGAUCCCCGUGCGCAAGUCGUUUCAAGUCGGAUGCGUCUUUAAUACAACCGCUUUGAGACUGAGCCAUUCCAUGUGCGACCAUAUGAUUUUCAAGCCAAAUUUUGAGGACAAGAAAAGAAAAACAUUUUAAGAUCCAGUAGAAUCUCGAUGAACAAGUCUUUUUUCACCCUAUUUUUGAAAACUUGAAGUAACUUUUUCUUUAUUCAGAUGAACCGGCAGGCAAAAUGGCUUCCCAGGAACUGCACUGAACUCCAUCCAGUCGCUCUUGUCGGUUCGAUUUUCAUUUUACUUAUAACUUAAAAGCUUUUUUUCGAAUCAACACCACCGGAUUUCCUCGAAAAAGCCUUCAUCCAAUAGCACCGAUCAAGGUUUUUUUAUAUUUGAAAAGUUUUGACUAUGAAAAAAAGUUUUUCCAGUGUUUUGCUGACACCCUCGAGGACUGCGGUAAUGUUCUCUUCGAUUAUUAUUGCUUGCAAUUGGAAUGGCUUGAGGCGUGUCGGUCGCGGAAUAUGAAAUGCCUUUGCGCGAAAGUCGUUUUGAGUCGGUCACGUACGCAUUGAGCCAUUCCAAAUGCGACCACUGAUUUUCUCAUAUAUGAAAAAUGAUCAACUUUCAGAUUGCUUCGCGGCAUUUGUCUUGUGGACCAUUAUCGUUGCGUCGGGUCUAUUAAUCCACGGAUACCUUCUCUUGUUUUACUUCACAAGUCGCCAGGGUGCCACUCUUUCUUUCACAAAAUGCACAGUUCGUUUCUCUGUCUCCCAUAUUUAUUCUCAAAAAGAGAAAUAUUCAGUCGCAUGACGUAUUCAUCGAACAAAUCGCAAAGCCUCAAAAUUACAUCGAGGAAACUGUCGCCGAUGAUCAGGACACUGUUAACCUCUCGACGAUGGACAAUAUCACACAAAAAGGAGCAUAA
Caenorhabditis auriculariae is the source of this 2129-nucleotide messenger RNA. The record is from the annotation of a GenBank genome assembly. NCBI's taxonomy places the organism in Eukaryota, Metazoa, Nematoda, Chromadorea, Rhabditida, Rhabditidae.